Messenger RNA from Prunus dulcis (almond), 2579 nucleotides. Its product is annotated as 4-hydroxyphenylpyruvate dioxygenase. The record is from RefSeq and is a predicted model, not a curated record. Gene Ontology annotation, biological process: L-tyrosine catabolic process. Gene Ontology annotation, molecular function: 4-hydroxyphenylpyruvate dioxygenase activity. Bases 71 to 1600 code for a protein of 509 amino acids. Lineage: Eukaryota; Viridiplantae; Streptophyta; Magnoliopsida; Rosales; Rosaceae. The transcript is spliced from 2 exons.
UCCAGGUCCCAAGUUGCGUCACUCAACAACCUUCCUCUCAGUGACAGACUCAGAACUGAUCACUGUCUGGAUGAAGGCCAGUCUCACACGUCUGUUCCACCAUCACCCUGUACAACCACCCAUAUCCACCCACGUGUCAAGACAAUCAGAUAACUCCACCCAUGCCGCGUGUCAGCUCACCUACCUCUCCAAGUCCACUGUCAGUCACUGCUAUAUGAUCCUAUGUUCACCCCCCACCACCACCACCGCGACCGCCACUACGACAGCAAGCAGCGUCAUGGGCCAGGAAAACGACAGCCAAUUGAACCUCGUGGGCUUCUCCAACUUCGUUCGGUCCAAUCCCCGGUCCGACCGGUUCAAGGUCCACCGGUUCCACCACGUCGAGUUCUGGUGCACCGACGCCACCAACUCCGCCCUCCGAUUCUCGUGGGGCCUCGGCAUGCCCAUGGUAGCCAAAUCAGACCUCUCCACAGGCAAUCAAACCCAUGCCUCCUACCUCCUCCGCUCCGGCGACCUCAACUUCCUCUUCACCGCCCCGUACUCCCCCACCCUGACCAGUACCGAUGAUCCGACCCGGCCCAACAACUCCACCGCCUCCAUCCCCACCUUCGACCACUCUGCCUCCCGGGACUUCUCCUCCCGCCACGGCCUCGGAGUCCGCGCCGUCGCCAUCCAAGUCGAUGACGCCGUUUCUGCCUUCACCACCAGCGUCGCCCACGGCGCCAAACCCUCCGCCCCGCCGAUCCUCCUCGGCAACCGCGUCACCGUCGCCGAGGUCCAGCUCUACGGCGAUGUUGUUCUGCGCUACGUGAGCUACUCGAACUCUAGUGACGUCUCGGACUCGAACCCGGACCUCUGGUUCCUCCCCGGAUUCGAAGCCAUGACGUCGUCAUUUCCUCUCGACUUCGGGCUCCGCCGUCUGGACCACGCCGUAGGCAACGUGGAGGAUCUGAAAUCGGCGGUGUCGUACGUGAAAGGCUUCACCGGGUUUCACGAGUUCGCCGAGUUCACGGCGGAGGACGUCGGGACGAGCGAGAGCGGGCUAAACUCCGUCGUUUUGGCGAACAACGAAGAGAUGGUUCUGUUUCCGAUGAACGAGCCGGUAUACGGGACGAAGAGGAAGAGUCAGAUUCAGACGUACUUGGAACACAACGAAGGCGCUGGAGUUCAGCACCUGGCUCUGGUCAGCGAAGACAUAUUCAAGACGCUGAGGGAGAUGAGGAGCCGGAGCGGCAUCGGAGGGUUCCAAUUCAUGCCGUCGCCGCCGCCGACGUAUUACAGGAACUUGAAGAAGAGGGCUGGGGACGUGUUGACGGAUGAUCAGAUCAAGGAGUGUGAGGAGUUGGGGAUUUUGGUGGACAGGGACGACCAGGGCACUCUGCUUCAGAUUUUCACAAAGCCUGUUGGAGAUAGGCCAACCAUAUUCGUAGAGAUCAUUCAGAGAGUAGGGUGCAUGCUUAAGGAUGAGGAAGGGAAGGUUCACCAGAAGGGUGGAUGUGGUGGGUUUGGGAAAGGUAACUUCUCCGAGCUCUUCAAAUCCAUCGAGGAAUACGAAAAGACUCUCGAAGCCAGACAAAUUGCAGAGCCAGCGGCUGCUUGAUUCGCCUUUGCUCAUGAUACUGUGAAAUAAGAUAGUUGCUGAAGCCAGGUUCGUUGCACUCAUUUUAGGGCUGGUAAGCAAGUGUCUAUUGUGUAUAACAGGCUGUAUGGUUGUCACUGUUGGUGUUUUUGAUCUAUGCACAAUGACAUCAAUGUUCGUUCUAAUUAUAUAUGUCAAGUGUAAUCCAUCAUCAACCUGUUGCACUCUGGACAUGUUUGUAAUAAGCAACUUCAAGGAGGAAUAGAGAUCGAAAUAUUAGCGUCUUUUGUUCUUGAUAUUCUUUGUUUGUUGGAUCUUGUAAAAGCUUUGUAAGUUUGGUUUCAAAUAAUUGCAAAAAGGAAUUAGCUAAAUCCAGAUAGAUGCUGGUAGCUACUGUUGAUCCUUCCUUGUUAACUAAUGGAGGAUUGCAGUUUGUUUUUAGUGACGAAAUGCGAUGUGGAAGUUUUAAGUUAUGGUGAAACCGGCAGGAGGUAGCUUUGGAUGUAUGAGUGGUUUGGAUCAUAUGUGAAGUAUCAGGAGGAGGAGGGGUUGAAUGGUCGGAGCAUCAGCAUUCACAGAGGAGAAGACAAGAGGUCAGGGGUAAGGAAGAUUCUGAACCUUUUAUAUCUCAGAUGUAAAUAUGAGCCUCAAAUUUCCAGGUACAGCUCUCGCUGCUGUAACGAAGCUGCAACGGGGCAACUUUAACCUAUUAGUCUUUGACUUGUGGAAAUGAGAUUGGUGUAGAGAUGGGUAACUAACUGCAUGGAAGGAUAGCUAGGAUGCAGAGCCGGGGCUGAUUAUUUUUGCUUCUUUUUGGUAAAUGUUUUGCUUCGAGUCUGCAAUAGCUUUAUUUCUGUUCGUUGUUCAUUCUAUCUGUUCAUCGUUCACUCCAAAUAAUUUGGAAAGUGGCAAGAUCUUCCCAACCUAUGUAACAUCCUCUGAGUUCCCAAGUGUGGAUGACUAAGAAAUAGAGAGAUGAAGGGGAACCUUCAAACUUCGA